This is a messenger RNA of Mangifera indica (mango), 5753 nucleotides long. Its product is annotated as zinc finger CCCH domain-containing protein 19-like. The coding region runs from base 153 to 5603 and encodes 1816 amino acids. The transcript is spliced from 10 exons. NCBI's taxonomy places the organism in Eukaryota, Viridiplantae, Streptophyta, Magnoliopsida, Sapindales, Anacardiaceae. The record is from RefSeq and is a predicted model, not a curated record. Gene Ontology annotation, molecular function: metal ion binding; protein binding; DNA binding.
AUUAACAUUUUCUCUUGCGAACAAUCUCUACCCCUCUCUCUCCUUCUGCCUCACUAUCUUACAAUUUCGACAAUAAAAGUUCACAAAUUACACAAAACCCUUAGGGUUUCAAAUCUCUAGGGUUUCAUUUGGAUCAUCAAUCAAUCUCUUCCAUGGACCCUGAAGAUGAAGAUGCUUCAAAGUUAUUGAACCUUCCUACUCGAUUCGAAGAUGACUCAGUUGCGGACCCGCAUGAGGAGGUCCAACGAGAGACCGAGCCUCAAUGCCACUCGGAUUCGGUGGCCGAGUUGAGCAAGGCGCGUGAGACAGCACCUGAACGAGUAUCUAUGGGUAAAGGAAAAGAGGAAGCCGAUGAUUCUGGUGAAGCGAACGAGGGUGAGAUGAGCGGAGGACAUUUGGAUGUUUUGGAACCGGUGGUUGGUGGUGGGGGUAACCAUGAGGAUUUGAUUUGCGAGCACGGGAAGAAGGACGAAGAGACGGAAGUCAAAGGUGAUGAUGCGGUUGAGGAGAGGGAAGGGAGGGCGGAUGUGGCUGAGGAGACGGGAAUAAAAGCCGAAGUGGCUGAGGAGACGAGACAUGAUGCAUACGUGGCCGAGGAGACGAGACAUGAUGCAGACGUUGCCGAGGAGACGAGACAUGAUGCAGACGUGGCAGAGGAGACCAGAAAUGAUGCAAACGUGGCAGAGGAGAGGAGAGAUGAUGCAGACGUGGCAGAGGUGACGGGUACAAAGGUGGACCUGGUAGAGGAGACGGAAAUAAAGGUGGACGGGAUAGAAGAGACAGAAGUAAAGGCGGAUGUUGUCGGGGAGACUGAAAUGAAAGCGGAAGUGGCUGAGGAGAUGGUAACAAAGGCGGAUACUACUGAAUUAACGGAAAUAAAGGUCAACAUGGAUAAGGAAACGGAGAUAAAGACGGACAUGACUGAGGAAAAGGAGAUAAAGGCUGACAUUGCUGGGGAUACGGAGACAAAUGCUGACAUUGCUGGGGAUACGGAGACAAAUGCUGACAUGGCCGAGGAAAGGGAGAUGGAUCCGGACGUGGCUGGGGAAAAGGAGAUAAAGACAUACAUUGCUGAGGAAACGGAGAUAAAGGAGGAAGUGGCAGACCCGAUGGAAGAUAGAGUGACAAUGGUGAUGGAGGAUAGGACAGCAAUGCUGACAGAGAUGGAGAUUGUUGAGGAUGAGCUAACAAGUGGGACAGAAGAAGUGACACGAAUGGCAGAGGAUAUUGCUAUUCAGGAUGGGAAAAAGGAUGCAGAUUUGGUGCAGGAGACUGACGAACAAGGGGGAGUGUUGGCAAAGUUGGAGGUUGAGGCUGACUUAAAACCUGAGGAGAUGGACACGGCUGGCAUAGCUAAGGAAACAGCUGCUGUUGAAGAAACCUCUGCGGCAAAAGCUGCUGGUGAUGUGGCAGAUAAGAUGGGGAUGCUAGAGGAGGAUAUUGUGAUGGCUAAUGUGGCUGGAGGAGCAGAAGUGGCAGAGGAUACUGAAAUGAGGGAGGUGGCAAAGAUGGAGGAGGUGGAUACAGAAAUGGGUGACAUGGCGGAAGAGGCUGGUGCUGAUAUAACCAAUGAAAUGGAGAGAGCUGAUGUGACAGAGGAAACAGAGACUGGUGAAGAAGGGGAGGAAGUUGGUAAAACUGUUGGAGGUAAGAGGAAGCGAGGGAAGAACCCAAAACUCCCUGGGAGACCUCCCUCAAAGAAGAAAUCAGAGGAGGAUGUCUGUUUUAUCUGUUUUGAUGGUGGUGAACUUGUCCUCUGUGAUCGCAGGGGAUGUCCAAAGGCAUACCACCCUUCAUGUGUUAAUCGUGAUGAGGCCUUCUUUCGAGCUAAAGGUCGAUGGAAUUGUGGUUGGCAUCUGUGCAGUAUUUGUGAGAAGAAUGCUUACUAUAUGUGCUACACGUGUACAUUUUCCUUGUGCAAGGGUUGUAUUAAAGAUGCUGUCAUCUUAUGUGUGAGAGGUAACAAGGGCUUCUGUGAGACAUGCAUGAGAACUGUGAUGUUGAUAGAAACCAAUCAGCAGGGAAACAAGGAAAUGAAUCAAGUAGAUUUUGAUGACAAAAGUAGCUGGGAAUAUCUCUUCAAGGAUUACUGGCUUGAUUUAAAAGGGCGGCUUUCUUUGAGCUCGGAAGAAGUGACACAGGCUAAAAAUCCAUGGAAGGGACCUGAUACACAUGCUGGUAAACGGGACUCACCUGAUGAACUUUAUGUGGCCACUAAUGAUGGGGGACAUGGUUCAGACAGUUCUUCAGAGAAUGCAGAAGUUACUGCCCCUAAAAAAAGAAAGAUGAGGAGACGGUCAAAAUCCCGAGUCAAAGAGGGUGGUUCAUUGGGAACAAGGACAGCAAAUGGUGCUGAGGGGCCAUCUACAGAUGAAAAUGUGGAGUGGGCAUCAAAAGAGCUUCUUGAUUUGGUUAUGCACAUGAGAAAUGGUGAUAAAUCUGUUUUAUCUCAGUUCGAUGUGCAGACUCUCCUACUGGAUUAUAUAAAAAGGUAUAAGCUUCGUGAUCCUCAUGGUAGAACUCAUGUUAUUUGUGAUUCACGGCUUCAAAAUUUGUUUGGGAAACCACGUGUGGGGCACUUUGAAAUGUUGAAGCUACUUGAAUCCCACUUUCUUGUGAGAGAGGAUUCUCAAGUGGACGAUCUCCAAGGAAGUGUCGUUGAUACUGAAGCUAAUCAGAUGGAGACUGAUGGGAACUCUGAUGUCCUAGUAAAAGGGAGUAAAGAUAAGAAACGCAAAACACGUAAGAAGGGUGAUGAGAGAGGACUCCAAUCCAAUGUAGAUGAUUAUGCAGCUAUUGAUAUGCAUAACAUCAAUCUAAUUUAUUUGCGGCGCAAUUUGGUGGAGGAACUUUUAGAAGAUACUGAAACAUUUCAUGACAAAGUUGUUGGUUCUUUUGUGAGAAUAAGAAUAUCCGGUAGUGCUCUAAAGCAAGACUUGUAUAGGCUAGUCCAAGUUGUAGGUACAAGCAAAGUUGCUGAACCAUACAGAGUCGGCAAAAGGAUGACAGAUAUCCUGCUUGAAAUAUUGAAUUUGAGCAAGACAGAAGUUGUGUCAAUGGAUAUAAUCUCAAACCAAGAGUUCACUGAGGAUGAAUGCAAGAGGCUGCGCCAGAGCAUAAAAUGUGGACUUAUCAAUUGUCUAACUGUGGGUGACAUUCAGGAGAAGGCCAUGGCUCUCCAGUCAGUCAGAGUAAAAGAUUCAAUGGAAGCAGAGAUAUUGCGCCUGAGUCAUCUACGUGAUCGAGCCAGUGAUUUAGGGCGUAGGAAAGAGCUUAGAGAAUGUGUUGAGAAGUUGCAGCUCUUAAAGACACCAGAGGAGAGGCAGCGUAGACUGGAGGACAUUCCAGAAAUUCAUUCGGACCCUAAAAUGGAUCCAAGUUAUGAGUCGGAUGAGGAUGUUGGUGAAACAGAUGACAAGAGACAAGAAAACUAUGUGAGAUCAAGAGGAAGUGGCUUUAGCAGGAGGGGAAGAGAACCCAUUUCCCCUGGGAGAGGAGCUUCUGCUUCAAAUGAUUCUUUUAGUGGGACGAGGAAUUAUUCAGGUGGAAAAGAAUUGAAUAGAAACUUAUCCAAUAAAGGUUUCUCGAACAAAGGGGAUGAUUUUGUUGGAGCUGGUGAGAUAGUGAAUGAAAAUCUAUGGAACCAAGCAAGAGCUAAAGAAACUCUGCAGUUAAACAGUUGGGAGAAGCCAAGGAUUGCUUCAAAUUUAGAAACUAAAAAUCCCCAUCCUAUUGUGUUAUCUGAGCCAAAUUCUAGAGUUGUUUCAGAAAUUUCACCAGUACCUGGCUCUACAGGUGUAGCACAGUCUUCUCCUAAAAUUAAUGAAUCAGAGAAAAUGUGGCACUACAAGGAUCCAUCUGGAAAAGUUCAAGGACCAUUUUCUAUGGUGCAGCUGCGAAAAUGGAACAACACUGGUUAUUUUCCUACUAAUUUGAGAAUAUGGAGAUCUACUGAGAAGCAAGAGGACUCUAUACUUCUGACUGAUGCAUUGAGUGGCAACUUCAGUAAAGAUCCUCCACUGGCAGACAUCAGUUUGUCUCAAACAGUUUCAUACUCUGGGAAAGCUCAUGGAGCAACUUUGCAGCAAGGAAUGGAGAUUCAAGUUGGUGGAAAUUCAAACUUCGAUCAGAAUCGUACAGCUUGGAAUUCACAUGAUUCCUUGAGUUCUGGGGCUCAAUCUGUACUCAGUUCUUCUGCUGGUGGGGCUGCUCCAUCCUCACUUGAGGUUCCUAACAGUCAUAGAGAUGGCUGGGCUUCUGAAACAAAUCUCCCGUCUCCAACUCCAAGUACCACAGUUCAGUCCAAGGGAAAAGCUUUCGAAAGAGAAUGGUCACCCACUCCAACUAAACCAUCUGCUCCCCUGAUGAUGACCAACCAAUUUCCGGGAGGCAAUGGAGGGCAGCAAUCUUCUGCUGUGCUUGUUCCUGAGAGUGGGCAAUUGAUGCAUUCUUCCACUCCAACAUCUUCUACAUCAAAAUUGAGUGGUAAUAUGGAUAGUUUAAAUAUGUCUCAUGGAGUGAGUUCUGCAUCUAAGCCAGAAGUAGGUGAAUCACCCAGGGUGCUAGUCAAUUCCCAUCAGCUACCAGUGACUAAUUCGGUUGUUGCCUCAAUGAAUGCUGGUGUUGAUUUGAAAAAUAUUGGUGCUGCUCUCCAGAGCUUGGUUCAACCUGUGACUGCUCAGAUUCCCCCUACUGAAACUCACGGAUUCGGGUCUGGUUUGGUUGCACAGCCAGAGAUGAUGGCUCCAUCUCCAAAACCUGGGAGUGGAUCUCAAGCAUGGGGAAAUACUUCAUCUCAGAAGCUGGAGCCAAAUAAUCCAGUUCAUAUGCCUGCCCAAUCUCCUGCUUUUGCUCAACCACAUGCUUCAUCCUUCAGUAUGGGAAAUCCAUCUGGGAGUUUUCCUGCUCCUGGCCAAUCUGGUAUGCCACCAUCCAAUUCGUGGAGACCUCUAGUUCCUGGUCAAUCAAACAUACAGCCACCUCCUGCACAACCCAACAUACCUUGGGGUAUGGGUGUCUCAGGCCAUCAAAGUGCUGUCCCGAGACAGGGGCCAGAGAAUCAAAAUACUGGUUGGGGGCAAAUGCCCGUAAACCCAAGCAUGGGUUGGGGAGGACAAUUACCUGCAAGCACAAAUAUGAGCUGGGGAGCCCAGGGACAAGCACAGGCUCCUCCAAAUGCAAAUUCAGGUUGGUCUGCGCCUGUAAAUGGACAAGUUCCUGGAAAUUCAGUUCCUACCUGGGUGCCACCCGGGCAAGGACCACCACCCAUAAAUGCAAACCCAGUCUGGGUUCCUCCUGGACAAGGGCCAGCCCCUGGAAAUGCAAAUCCCGGUUGGGGAGCCCCUACUGGGAAUUCAGUCAUUUGGGGAGGUGAACAGAAGAACGGUGGAGACAGGUUCUCAGGCCAAAGAGAUAGGAAUCCUCAGGGUGGUGACUCUGGUUACAGUGGAGGUAGACAGUGGAAUAAUAGACAGUCAUCAUUUGGCAAUCGAGUGGGGGGAGAUUCAUCAAGACCCCCAUUUAAUAAAGGGCAGAGGGUAUGCAAAUUCCAUGAGAGUGGACAUUGCAAGAAAGGAUCUCAAUGUGAUUAUCUACACACUUGAAGUAUGGGAAUUGAAUUUGAGCACUGUGUAGAACAGAACAGUUCAAUCUGUACAGUAAUUUCGGUUAAAGAAAGUUGGACAUUAAAUCUUUUUGAGCUUUAUACUGUAUAACCUUCUAUAGAUUAGCAGUUACUUUUUCACCCAUUUUCA